CUUAUCAUAUUUCACUCAUCCUCGCUCUCGCUCUACAUUAUCCCUCCUUCCCAGUUAAUAAUAACGGAACAAAAGGAUAGAUAGAUAAAACAUCGCGGCGUGAGAGAGUGAGAGACAAACAUCGUCAGCAACAAUGGCCUUGCUAUGUGCUUCACCAUCAUCACUCAUGUUCCCUUCAUCAUCUUCAUUCCCUCAUCACAAGAAUUGUUUAACAACUAAAACAUCCCAAUUCCCACUUCUAUCCCUUUCAUUAUCUUCUUCUUCUUCUUAUUCAAUUCGUACCCAUUUCCCUCCAUCUUUCCUUGUCCAUUCUCAGCAAGACUCUUCCUUCGUCGCAGAACAAGAUCCACGAUUCAUCUGUGUUGAACCUGAACCCCGUUUUAAAGGCCCGGACAUUUGGAACACGACAUGGUAUCCAAAAGCUUCGGAUCAUGUCAAUACAGAGAAAACAUGGUACAUUGUUGAUGCUACAGAUAAAGUUCUUGGAAGACUAGCAUCAACAAUUGCUAAUCACAUUCGAGGGAAAAAUCUGGUGACCUAUACACCCAGUGUGGACAUGGGUGCUUUUGUAAUUGUGAUAAAUGCAGAAAAGGUUGCUGUAAGCGGGAAAAAGAGAACCCAAAAGCUUUAUCGGAGGCACUCAGGUCGACCUGGUGGUAUGACAGUUGAGACAUUUGACCAGCUGCAGAACAGAAUUCCUGAAAGAAUUAUUGAACAUGCUGUUCGAGGCAUGCUUCCAAAAGGGAGGCUUGGCAGGAGUCUAUUCACACGCCUGAAGGUUUAUAGCGGCCCAGAUCAUCCGCAUGAGGCGCAGAAGCCGGUCGACUUGCCCAUAAGGGAUAAGAGGAUACAGUUGCAGAGAUAAGGUCCUCGGUGUUGAAUUGAGCAUGGAAUGAAAUAUAUGACAAACGCUGAUCAUUCUUAUCCAUUUCACUGAAAAUCGAGAUUCUUGCUUUAUCCAUAUUGUCUGUAGAGGUCUCUCAUUAUUGUAUUUUUUUCCUUCGGCCAAGGUCCUUUGUCGAAUGUAUGUAAGAACUUUUGUUUUGGGUACCUUUAAGACAUGUAACAGUAUUAAAUAUGCUUGCAAAAAUACAUUUUUCAUCCUUGAUGGUCUUAUCUUUUACUUGAA
Molecule: messenger RNA, 1129 nt
Organism: Cicer arietinum (chickpea)
Lineage: Eukaryota; Viridiplantae; Streptophyta; Magnoliopsida; Fabales; Fabaceae
Biological process (GO): negative regulation of translation; translation
Cellular component (GO): ribosome; cytosolic large ribosomal subunit
Molecular function (GO): structural constituent of ribosome; mRNA binding
Source: RefSeq, a predicted model, not a curated record